GGGAUGCGCCGCCCCGAGCCGCUGCCUCCGCCGCCGCAGCCGCAGCCGCAGCGGGCACAGAGCAGGUAGAUGGCCCCCCCAGGGCAGGCCCUGCGGACACCCCUCCCUCCGGCUGGCGGAUGCAGUGCCUAGCGGCUGCUCUUAAGGACGAAACCAACAUGAGUGGGGGAGGGGAGCAGGCCGACAUACUGCCGGCCAACUACGUGGUCAAGGAUCGCUGGAAGGUGCUGAAAAAGAUCGGGGGCGGGGGCUUUGGUGAGAUCUACGAGGCCAUGGACCUGCUGACCAGGGAGAAUGUGGCCCUCAAGGUGGAGUCAGCCCAGCAGCCCAAGCAGGUCCUCAAGAUGGAGGUGGCUGUGCUCAAAAAGCUGCAAGGGAAAAGCCACGUGUGCAGGUUCAUUGGCUGUGGCCGGAAUGAGAAAUUUAAUUAUGUGGUGAUGCAGCUCCAGGGCCGGAAUCUGGCCGAUCUGCGCCGCAGCCAGCCGCGAGGCACCUUCACGCUGAGCACCACGCUGCGGCUGGGCAAGCAGAUCCUGGAGUCCAUUGAGGCCAUCCACUCGGUGGGCUUCCUGCACCGUGACAUCAAGCCGUCAAACUUUGCCAUGGGCAGGCUGCCCUCCACCUACAGAAAGUGCUACAUGUUGGACUUCGGGCUGGCCCGGCAGUACACCAACACCACGGGGGACGUUCGGCCCCCUCGGAAUGUGGCCGGGUUUCGAGGGACUGUUCGUUAUGCCUCAGUCAAUGCCCACAAGAACCGGGAGAUGGGCCGCCACGAUGACCUGUGGUCCCUUUUCUACAUGCUGGUAGAGUUUGCAGUGGGGCAGCUGCCCUGGAGAAAGAUCAAGGACAAGGAGCAGGUAGGGAUGAUCAAGGAGAAGUAUGAGCACCGGAUGCUGCUGAAGCACAUGCCCUCCGAGUUCCACCUCUUUCUGGACCACAUUGCCAGCCUCGACUACUUCACCAAGCCCGAUUACCAGUUGAUCAUGUCGGUGUUUGAGAACAGCAUGAAGGAACGGGGCAUCGCUGAGAAUGAGGCCUUUGACUGGGAGAAGGCGGGCACCGAUGCCCUCCUGUCCACAAGCACCUCCACUCCACCCCAGCAGAACACGCGGCAGACGGCAGCCAUGUUCGGGGUGGUCAACGUGACGCCAGUGCCCGGGGACCUGCUCCGGGAGAACACCGAGGACGUGCUGCAGGGCGAGCACCUGAGUGACCAAGAGAACGCACCCCCAAUCUUGCCUGGGCGGCCCCCUGAGGGGCUGGGUCCCAGCCCCCACCUUGCCCCCCACCCCGGGGGUCCUGAGGCUGAAGUCUGGGAGGAGACGGAUGUCAACCGGAACAAACUCCGGAUCAACAUCGGCAAAGUAACUGCAGCCAGAGAGAAGGACACCCCUUGUGUGGUGGAAGAGGAGCAGAGCCGAGGUGUGGGGGUCCCCAGCUCCCCGGUGCGUGCCCCUCCAGACUCACCGACAACCCCAGUCCGUUCUCUUCGCUACCGGAGGGUCAACAGCCCUGAGUCUGAGAGGCUUUCCACAGCGGAUGGGCGGGUGGAACUGCAUGAGAGGAGGUUGGCCUCCCUGGGACUGAAGAACACAUUUUCAUCCAUGGUAGCCCAGAGGGUUCAGGAAACAAGGAGAACUGAGGAACGGCAGUUUGGAAGGGAUAUCAGUGGAGAAGAGAGGUCACGAAUGGAUCUGCCCGGCUCACCCUCGCGCCAAGCCUGCUCUUCGCAGCCGGCCCAGAUGCUCUCAGUGGACACAGGCCACGCCGAUCGGCAGGCCAGCGGCCGCAUGGACGUGUCAGCCUCCGUGGAGCAGGAGGCCCUUAGCAACGCCUUCCGCUCAGUGCCGCUGGCCGAGGAGGAGGACUUUGACAGCAAGGAGUGGGUCAUCAUUGACAAGGAGACAGAGCUCAAGGACUUCCCCCCGGGGGCUGAGCCCAGCACAUCGGGCACCACGGACGAGGAGCCCGAGGAGCUGCGGCCGCUGCCCGAGGAGGGCGAGGAGCGGCGGCGGCCAGGGGCAGAGCCCGCCGUCAGGCCCCGGGGACGAGGCAUGCAGACGCUGGCUGAGGAGGACCCUCGGCAGAUUCCAACCCAGCCCCUACCACCCCAGCUGAGCCAAGCUGAUGGCCGGUCAGAGACGUCGCAGCCCCCCACGCCCGGCAGCCCUUCCCACUCGCCCCUGCACUCGGGACCCCGGCCUCGACGGAGAGAGUCCGAUCCCACAGGCCCACAGAGACAGGUGUUCUCCGUGGCAUCCCCGUUUGAGGUCAAUGGUCUCCCACGAGCUGUGCCUCUGAGCCUGCCCUACCAGGACUUCAAGAAAGAUCUCUCUGAUUACCGAGAACGGGCUCGGUUGCUCAACAGGGUCCGGAGGGUGGGAUUCUCCCACAUGCUGCUCACCACCUCCCAGGUCCCACUGGCUCCUGUUCAGCCUCAAGCUAAUGGGAAGGAGGAGGAGGAGGAGGAGGAGGAGGAAGAGGAGGAAGAGGAGGAGGAAGAGGAGGAGGAGGAAGAAGAGGAGGAGGAGGAAGAAGAAGAGGAGGAGGAGGAGGAAGAGGAGGAGGAGGAGGAAGAGGAGGAGGAAGAAGAGGAGGAGGCAGUGGCUCUAGGGGAGGUGCUGGGGCCUCGCAGUGGCUCCAGCAGUGAUGGGAGUGAGAGGAGCACUGACCGGAGCCAAGAGGGUGCCCCUUCCACGCUGUUGGCUGAUGACCAGAAGGAGUCCAGGGGCCGAGCCUCCAUGGCCGACGGGGACCUGGAGCCUGAGGAGGGCUCCAAAACGCUGGUGCUCGUCUCCCCUGGCGACAUGAAGAAGUCGCCCGUCACUGCCGACCUGGCCCCUGACCCUGACCUGGGCACUCUGGCUGCCCUCACUCCUCAGCAAGAGCGGCCCCAGCCCACCGGCAGCCAGCUGGACGUGUCUGAGCCAGGCACCCUGUCCUCUGUCCUCAAGUCUGAGCCCAAGCCCCCUGGGCCAGGAACAGGGCCAGGGGCCGGGGCAGUGACCACAGGGGCAGGAGGAGUGGCAGUCACCUCCUCACCCUUCACCAAAGUUGAGAGGACCUUUGUGCACAUUGCAGAGAAAACCCACCUCAAUGUUAUGUCUUCCGGUGGACAAGCCUCCCGGUCUGAGGAGCUGGGUGCUGGGGGUGAGCCGGGCCUGGAGGCACCCUCUGACGGGAGGGUUGUGGAGGAGGGGGCCUCCGUGCCCCUGGAGAAUGGCAUCGCCCAGUCAGGGCUGGAGAGCUGUGUUCUGUCUGGACCCCCGAUGGAUAGCCCCUUGGAGGUGGCCACAGACUCACUGCCCAAUGGCCCAGCCCUUGUUAACGGGCCAGCUCCAGCAUCCCCGCUGGAGCCAGGCCCAGAGAAACUGGCCACUGUCUCCCCCAGCCGCCAUGCCAUGCCAGGCCCUCGCCCCAGGAGCCGGAUCCCUGUCCUGCUGUCUGAGGAGGACACAGGUUCGGAGCCCUCGGGCUCACUGUCGGCCAAAGAGCGGUGGGGCAAGAGGGCCCGACCACAGCAGGACCUGGCACGGCUGGUGAUGGAGAAGAGGCAGGGCCGCCUGCUGCUGCGGCUGGCCUCUGGGGCCUCGUCCUCCUCCAGUGAGGAGCAGCGCCGUGCCUCUGAGACGCUCUCAGGCACGGGCUCAGAGGAGGACACGCCUGCCUCGGAGCCUGCCGCCCCCAGGAAGGCAGGGCGGGCAGCUACCACCCGGAGCCGGAUUCCCCGCCCCAUCAGCAUCCGCAUGCCCACGCCUGCUGCAGCCCAGCAGUCCCCUGGCAGACCCCACAGCGCUGCCCCCGCAUCUGACACAGCCAUCACCAGCAGGCUCCAGCUGCAGAAGCCCCCAGGGUCGGCCGUUGCUGCUGACCUCCGCCCCAAACAGCCCCCCGGCCGUGGCCCGGGCCCAGGGCGAGCCCCAGCCGGCACCAGGCCCCCCGCCCCGCGAAGUCCAGGCCCUUCCACCUCCGCCGCGCCACGCCAGCCCAGCGCGUCCCCCCGGAGCCAGUCCCUGUCCCGCAAAGAGAGCUCCUCUCCCUCGCACCAGGCCCGGCCCGCAGGCCCCCCGCCCCGGGGCGCCCCGCAGGCCCGGGCCCAGCCUGAUGGUACCCCCUCCCCGGGGGGCCCCAAGAAAGGACCCAGAGGGAAACUCCAGACUCAGCGCGCAGCAACCAAAGGCCGGGCGGGGGUCGCGGAGGGCCGGGCCGGGGCCAGAUAAUGACGCGCGAGGCUCUCCGCGGCCCCCCACCCUCACCCCGGCCCCCCAUCCGCAGCCGGCCACACUGAAACAGCUCCCAGCACAGCCUUACGCGCCUGACGCGCGCCACCCGCGGCCCCAGCUUCCCGCCUGCACCCGCGAGGACGCGCGCCAGCAUUCGCCGCGCCCGCCCGCCGGCCCGGCCGGAGGGGGACGCCUCGCCGCGGGGUGGGGGAGGGGGGGGGAGCGCCAGCCUCCCGGUACUCCGCCCCCUCCCCGUGACCCCUGCCAUCCCCCUGCCGCCCUUCGGGUGGGGCAGGCUCACCCUCCGCCCCGGGGAAGGCUCAGCCACUUUUUCACUGAGGACUCCACUAAUGGGGACGCCCCCUCACCCGCCAGGCCUCUGCUGCUCUUCGCGCUCCCACAGGGACCUCUGCUUACACCUCCUGCGGCGCCUUUUCCUCCUCCCGCCUUCUUCCAGCCCAAGCCCACCCACCUCCACUUUGAGAAAGGCAGCCUCAAAUUCCGGAAGUGGAAGUUCCAGCCUCCCCACCAGGGACCAAUACCACAACCUCCUGGAAGCUGUGGUGGUCCAAAAGGCCUCCUCUUCUCAGCUGCUAGGCUGGGGUUGGGGAGCUGGGAUCCAGGGGCCAUUGGUCUACUCAGGUGUGAGGGGGCAGAUCUGACCAGCCCCAAAGUCCGCUCCAUUCUGGACACCCCUGUGGAAGAUGGUGGGCAGGUGAUUGGGGGGGGGGGGGCUGCUCUUCUGCACCCCUAGGGUGCAAAGUCCUUCUCCCCAUAAAUUUGGGUGGGUCCUCAAUGGGAACCAGAGAGCGUGUGUGGGCUGCCUUCCUGGGCACAUGUUUCCCAAUGGGAAGUUGGAGGGGGGCUUUAAAAAAGGUUUCACCCCCUCCCUUGGCCUCCUGAUCUAGUGCUCAGGACCCCUCACCAUCAGGAACUCCUUCUUGCCAUCUAACCUCAAUCCUGCCUGCUGCAGUUUCAGCCGACUUCCCUCUCUCCUGAGUUCAGUGGAGGUGGAGAAUGGCUGUUUUUCAUCUUCUCUGCACUGGCCCUUUAGAGAUUCAUGGACUCAGUUCUGGCCGGGUCACCCUGUCUGUCCUCCUGGGGUGGAGAGUGGGCUGGAUCAGACCAUCAUCUGGCCUGACAGCUGGCCCCUGGACUCAAGACAGAAAGGCCCUUCUAAGUCCAGAUGGUAUGCUUGUGUGAUGGGUCCAGCCUAAGUCCCCUCCUCCCCCAGCUAACCCUUCAGCCUGUCUCCUCUUGUCUUAACCCCAACCCAUGCAGCUGAGCUGUCCCUGCAGAGGGUGAGGGCUGUGCUGCUCCAUGAAUGGAUAUGGGGCUUCCUCCUGGGUCUGGCUCCUGCAUAGCUCAUCCCACCUCAUCAUGAGCCUCAACUGCCUACAUCUUGGCCAAGCAGCACACGGGCUGCAGAAGGGACAGCCGACCCUGUCUAUCUGGGACAGGUCCCCUGCAGGCCUUCUCCAUCCUCAGCACCCUCAGCCUCUGUCCCCUGGCCUGGCCCCUCUGUUCUUCUGUGAGUCACAGAGAACAAGGCUAGGCAACCAGGGGAAGAGGAAGAAAGGCCCCAGCAAGCCCCAGUGGUCUGGCAGCAUCCAGCCACCAUCGCUUAGAAGGAUGCCCAUGAGGAAGUUGGCCCUGGAAGCAGCCUGGUGGUGCCAGCUGAAGCCCCUCUUGGAGAGUCAGCAGGCUUGGGCAGCUGUUUCCACACCAAGGUGGUGGCUUCUCUGCAAACCAGCCCAGGGGAGGACUCCAGGGUGGACGGCCUUUGAGGUCCAUCCCAUGCUGACGCAGAAGCUCCCAGAACACUCAGGAAACCUCUCCGGACAGAGCCCUCUUUGUCAACCCAAGACCCUUCCAAGGCCUCUACUGCCCUCUGGGUCCAACAGAGGGGGUGGAAGAGGGGCCACUCCCUGCCACCUAGAGCUUCUCCGAAUGACAAUCAGCUCGUGCCAGGUGGGGACCAGGGCAUGACCCCCGGUGCCCAGGUCCUGGGCCUGCUCCUUGCCACCAACCGAACCGUGAAUGUAGGGCCCCCAGCUUCACUUCUGCCCCAGGACCAACAACACCCUGGUUUGGUGUUGGGAAGAAAAGGGGGCGGCCUGAGAGAGCCCCAGGCCCAUCUGACCCCUAGCUUCACCCAGCACUGGAGCUGGGCAGAGACGCAAAACCCUGUCUGCUCUCGGGAUUCCAGACCUCCCUAGGGCUCCCAACUGACCUCAGGCCUCUGCGUCAUGGAAUGUCACCAAGGUGGGGGAGGAGGGGUAGGGGUGAGUGUGGGAGGGGACUAGGGAACUGACUCUGCUCUUCUCCCCAGGAAGGAUCCAGGGCAGAGGACACCACACCUCCCAGUGUCCCCACCCCCAGCUGCAGCCUCUUCCCCCUUGAGCAUCCAUCCCCUCCACCAAGCCCUCCUGGGUCUGAGCCCUUUCUCUAUAAGAGUACCACACCAUCACCACCGCUACCACCACCUCACCCCUUGAGCACUUCCCCAUCAUGACAAACCUGUGUCAUUGGCUCAACACAGGUCUGCUCACCCCAGAACAUGCCUCCCCUCCCAAGCCACACUGUGCACGAAGCGGGUGCAGGAGAAGGGCCAUGUCCCAUUCAUGUGGGCACCCCCCUUCCGGGCUCCUCACAGGGGCCUGGCUCAGUCUUCUCAGCUCCGGGGAUCAGCCCUGGUGGGCAUGGAGUGGGGGGCAAGGAGGUGCCCUCCCCCUCCCCCAGGGAAGCCACUGAAGAAUGUUUACAUGCCAAACAGAAUGUAACACCCUCCCCCACCUCUUCCCAGUCACUGCAUGGCCUCUGCCCACCCUGCACCUGUCCACCCCCACCCCAACACCCUGGAAGCCGCUGUCAUGAUUAGAUCGGGUCUUGGAAGGGAAGUAGCCAUCACACCAUUAAAAAGCCUGUGGACCUUU
Leopardus geoffroyi (Geoffroy's cat) is the source of this 7162-nucleotide messenger RNA. RefSeq names its product tau tubulin kinase 1 (gene TTBK1). The coding region runs from base 120 to 4223 and encodes 1367 amino acids. Gene Ontology annotation, molecular function: protein serine/threonine kinase activity; ATP binding. Gene Ontology annotation, biological process: signal transduction; peptidyl-serine phosphorylation; peptidyl-tyrosine phosphorylation. Gene Ontology annotation, cellular component: cytoplasm; nucleus. The transcript is spliced from 16 exons. Lineage: Eukaryota; Metazoa; Chordata; Mammalia; Carnivora; Felidae. The record is from RefSeq and is a predicted model, not a curated record.